Messenger RNA from Anisakis simplex (herring worm), 366 nucleotides. NCBI's taxonomy places the organism in Eukaryota, Metazoa, Nematoda, Chromadorea, Rhabditida, Anisakidae. The record is from the annotation of a GenBank genome assembly.
GAUUCGGCAGCAAUCAACGCUAUGCAUGAAGCAGUGUGCACAAAACUGUUUACGAAGUGGGAUCCAGCAAUGUCACCAAAGCUGUCAACAGUCAUGACUGUAUCUGGUUCGUUCAAUCCUCCACGAGCGUUCUUACCCCUAGGAGGACCAGGUCCAGCUUUAACAUCCUCACUUUCACCAUCAUCGUCAUUAACAUACGGGCCAAUCAGUAGGGGAAACGGACCGAUAUAUCUGAUGCCAGGGAAACCGUACAAUCCGAACAUGCGAAUAAGCGGGAAUAGGAAUAUUCCAUCGAUUCAACGCUAUCCUCAAGACGAAAUGCUAGGUGGAUCAAACAAUAUGAGGACUAGAUAUUUUGCAACCUAA